AAUGUUCUAUUUAUCCUCAGGAAUUGCUUCAAACUUCUGAACUCCUGAAAAGGGAAAGUGAAAAUCUAAAGGAAAACUUUAAGGAUAUGACUGCUAAAAUACUUCAGCUUGAGGAAGACAUCAAAAUUGUAACAGAGAAGGCCAUAGCAAAAGAAACUGAACUAGACAGCCUAAGAGAUAAGCUGAAUAAAGUAACAAGUGAGAAGGAACUACUGACAUGUCAACUAAAAAAUGAAAAAGAUGAAAAAGAACUAUAUAAGGUUCAUUUAAAGAAUACUGAGAUUGAAAACACCAAGUUGCUCACUGAGGUGCAGACGUUAAAAAACCUAGACUUAAACAAAGAAAAUGUGAUUGCGCACUAUAAGGAUGAGCUUGGAAAGCUACAGCUUUCUUUGUCUGAGAAAGAAAAGUUGCAUAAAGAAGUGCUACAAAAUUCUUCUGAAAAGGAGGACGUAGGCUUUUUAAAACAGCAGCUUCGUAAGUUUGAGGAUGAAAAUCAGGCCAGCAGACAGAAGGCAGUAUUAAUGUCCAAUGAACUAAGUGAUGCAGUUACUGUUCGUGAUAAAACUAUGUCUGAUCUACACACAGCUCGUCUUGAGACAGAGAGUGUGAAAAAGCAGCUUGCUGAAGCUUUUGCUCAGCUAAGCUUACGAGAGUUGCAAUCGCAGAAGUCUGCUUUCAUGGAUGAGAAAAAAGAACAG
Molecule: messenger RNA, 701 nt
Organism: Bombina bombina (fire-bellied toad)
Lineage: Eukaryota; Metazoa; Chordata; Amphibia; Anura; Bombinatoridae
Product: tax1-binding protein 1 homolog
Exons: 4
Source: RefSeq, a predicted model, not a curated record